Messenger RNA from Zymoseptoria tritici IPO323, 2664 nucleotides. RefSeq names its product DNA replication licensing factor MCM2. Gene Ontology annotation, cellular component: nucleus; MCM complex. Gene Ontology annotation, molecular function: single-stranded DNA binding; ATP binding; 3'-5' DNA helicase activity. NCBI's taxonomy places the organism in Eukaryota, Fungi, Ascomycota, Dothideomycetes, Mycosphaerellales, Mycosphaerellaceae. Bases 1 to 2664 code for a protein of 887 amino acids. The transcript is spliced from 5 exons. The record is from RefSeq and is a predicted model, not a curated record. Gene Ontology annotation, biological process: double-strand break repair via break-induced replication; DNA replication; mitotic DNA replication initiation.
AUGUCGCCUUUAACGUUGCAUGUGUGUCGCAUCAUGAGCUCUCCACUCCGAUCAAACAUGUCGGCAGCGAAUCGCGGACGAAACACACAAGGCGGGCGAAAGCGCGGCAGAGACGCAGAGGAUGAUGUGCCCUCAUCGUCCGCCGCGCCGCCCUCAAGUCCUCCGGCCUCAUCACCGCCCGUCUUUCCCGCAAACGACGAUGACAUCGAAGAGGACGACAAUCUGGACCCUGAGGAGGAUCUCAUCCACGACCUGGAAGACGCGGAUGAGAUGGCAGAAGACGAUGCCGGUAUCGAUCUCUUCGGCGACAACUUCGACCGCGAUUACGACAGACAAGAGCAAGAAGGCUACCAAGGUGCUGAUAUUGACGAUGAGGAGGACUACGACACACUGGAUCCCGCAGCCAGAAGAGCAUUGGAAGCGCGACUCAACCGCCGUGACAGAGAGAUAGCACGUCAACGACGAGCACCCGCUGCAUUCCUGCCAGACGAUGAGGAGGAUGUCAUGGACCUGACUCGACAACCACGAAGACGCCGACAUCGCUUUGAUGAAGAUCAGGACGAUAUUGACAUGCACGAGGAUAUCAUGAACGAAGAGAUCUCCGUUGAGGCGCUUGGAGAUGUCAAAGCCGCAAACUUGACCGACUGGGUGUCGCAGCCUGCGGUGCACCGAUCGAUUGCGCGAGAGUUCAAGUCCUUCUUGACCGAAUACACCGACUCAACAGGAACAUCUGUCUAUGGCGUACGGAUCCGCACACUUGGUGAGGUCAACGCGGAAUCGCUGGAAGUCGACUGGGCGCAUCUGGCGGAGUUCAAGCCGGUCUUGGGCUAUUUUCUUACAAAUGUGCCGUUCGAGAUCUUGCCAAUCUUCGAUGCCGUUGCCCUGGAAGUCGCUCUUUACCACUACCCGGACUACGAGCGCAUCCACUCGGAGCUUCACGUGCGAAUCGCCGGUCUGCCCAUCUCAUACACUCUCCGCCAGCUGCGUCAAAGCCACUUGAACUGCUUGCUUCGCGUAAGCGGUGUUGUGACAAGACGGACAGGCGUGUUCCCACAAUUGAAGUAUGUCAAGUUUGACUGCACAAAGUGUGGAGUCACUCUGGGGCCAUUCCCGCAAGACAGCAAUGCAGAGGUCAAGCUGUCUUUCUGCCAGAAUUGCCAAUCUCGAGGACCAUUCACUCUCAACAGCGAGAAGACUGUCUAUCGCAACUACCAGAAGCUCACUCUGCAGGAGUCACCGGGCACAGUUCCAGCAGGCCGCUUACCUCGCACUCGCGAAGUGAUUCUUCUGUGGGAUCUGAUCGACUCAGCGAAGCCCGGCGAGGAGGUCGAAAUCUCUGGCAUCUACCGUAACAACUACGAUGCGCAAUUGAAUAACAAGAACGGCUUCCCUGUCUUUGCUACGAUUCUGGAGGCGAACCACGUUGUGAAGUCGCACGAUCAGCUUGCUGGAUUCAGGCUCACAGAAGAAGAUGAGCGUCAGAUCCGCGCCCUUAGCAAGGAUCCAAAAAUUGUCGACAAGGUCAUCAGCUCUAUUGCUCCCUCGAUCUACGGCCACACCGACAUCAAGACAGCAGUUGCGCUAUCUCUUUUCGGUGGAGUUUCGAAGAUGGCGCAAGGCAAGCACUCCAUCCGUGGAGACAUCAACAUCUUGUUGCUUGGAGAUCCGGGAACUGCAAAGUCUCAAGUUCUCAAGUACAUCGAGAACACUGCUCAUCGUGCGGUCUUCGCCACUGGUCAGGGUGCAUCUGCCGUCGGUCUCACAGCCAGUGUCAGACGAGACCCGCUCACACAAGAGUGGACUCUUGAAGGUGGUGCGCUUGUGCUUGCCGACAAGGGUGUGUGCUUGAUCGAUGAGUUCGACAAGAUGAACGACCAGGACCGAACGAGUAUUCACGAGGCCAUGGAACAGCAGACCAUUUCCAUCUCCAAGGCUGGUAUCGUAACAACUCUUCAAGCCCGCUGCGCGGUCAUCGCUGCAGCCAACCCCAUCGGUGGUCGCUACAACGCAACAGUCCCAUUCAGCCAGAACGUCGAGCUCACAGAGCCCAUCUUGUCGCGUUUCGACAUCUUGGUCGUCGUUCGCGACACUGUUGACCCAGAAGAAGACGAGAGACUAGCCAACUUCGUCGUCAACAGCCACGGUCGUGCUCAUCCUGUCGCCAACUCUGCACUGGGUUCGCAGACCCAGACGACAGCAAUUGGCGAAGAGGACAUGGACGUUGACGGCGAUCACCCACCUCCGGCUGCAGGACCGAAGACUGAGAUUCCACAGGAGCUCCUGCGAAAGUACAUCCUCUACGCACGAGAGCACUGCCGGCCAAAGCUAUACCAGAUCGAUCAGGACAAGAUCGCUCGUCUCUUCGCUGACAUGAGACGCGAGUCUCUUGCGACCGGCGCCUACCCCAUCACUGUCCGCCACCUAGAGUCCAUCCUCCGAAUCAGCGAGUCCUUCGCCAAGAUGCGACUAAGCGAGUACUGUAGCUCGAUCGACAUUGACCGUGCUAUCGCAGUGACGAUUGACAGCUUUGUUGGCAGCCAGAAGGUGUCUUGCAAGAAGGCUCUCGCUCGAGCAUUUGCGAAGUAUACGCUCGGCCGACCGGGUGCUGCGAAUAACAGGAAUCGCGGUGGGAGGAGAGGUGAGGCGGUUAGUGCGAGUGCAUAG